Messenger RNA from Dermochelys coriacea (leatherback sea turtle), 2739 nucleotides. It is a transcript of the gene DNAJA3, whose product is annotated as DnaJ heat shock protein family (Hsp40) member A3. Gene Ontology annotation, molecular function: protein kinase binding; ATP binding; heat shock protein binding. Gene Ontology annotation, biological process: negative regulation of apoptotic process; response to heat; protein folding. Lineage: Eukaryota; Metazoa; Chordata; Testudines; Dermochelyidae. Gene Ontology annotation, cellular component: mitochondrion. The record is from RefSeq and is a predicted model, not a curated record.
GCCGGGCCGGGCCGCGCAGCCGCUCUGUGCCUCGGCGUCCCAAGAUGGCGGCCAGGUGCUCCUCACGCUGGCUGAGCGCGGCGGCCGGGAGGAGCCGGGGCUUCGGCGGAGACACGCGGCUGCUGGUGGUGUGGUUGGGCCGGCGGCUAAGCACGGCCCCCGCCGCCUUCCCGUCCCGCGCCGGGCCAGGGAGCCGCUGGCUGACAUUGAGCGCCGGGGUCAGCCCCGCGGGAACUAAAUGCUCUCCUUUAAUAUGUGCUGCCUCAUUCAUACCAGUUCUGCUUUUCUACGCCAAAGAAGAUUACUACCAGAUUUUGGGAGUGCCUCGAAAUGCCACUCAGAAGGAGAUCAAGAAAGCUUAUUACCAGCUUGCCAAGAAAUACCAUCCCGACAAUAAGGAUGACCCCAAAGCUAAGGAGAAGUUCUCUCAGCUGGCAGAAGCCUAUGAGGUGUUAAGUGAUGAAGUGAAGCGAAAACAAUAUGAUACUUAUGGUACAGCUGGCUUUGACGCUGGCUCAGCGGGUGCUGGACGUCAGUAUUGGGGUGGUGGUCCCACCAUUGACCCAGAGGAACUUUUCAGGAAAAUCUUUGGGGAGUUUUCAGGAUCCCCUUUUGGAGAUUUUCAGGGUGUCUUUGACCAGCCACAGGAGUACAUCAUGGAGUUGACAUUCAAUCAAGCUGCAAAAGGUGUUAACAAGGAGAUUGUGGUGAAUAUCAAUGACUCUUGUCAGCGGUGUGAUGGCAAGGGGCAUGAGCCUGGUACUAAAGUGCAACACUGUCACUACUGCAAUGGCACUGGCAUGGAGACAAUAAAUACAGGCCCUUUUGUGAUGCGUUCUACAUGCCGGCGUUGUGGAGGUCGUGGUUCUGUUAUGACAACACCGUGUGUGUUGUGUCGUGGCUCAGGGCAAACCAAACAGAAGAAGAAUGUGAUGGUCCCUGUACCAGCAGGUGUGGAGGAUGGACAGACUGUUCGGAUGCCCGUAGGGAAAAGAGAAAUUUUCAUUACAUUCAGGGUUCAGAAAAGCCCCGUGUUCAGAAGAGAUGGAGCAGAUGUACACUCAGACCUCUUUAUCUCGAUAGCACAGGCAGUUCUUGGAGGUACAGCCAGAGCUCAGGGUCUAUAUGAGACCAUCAAUAUCACGAUACCGCCUGGUAUUCAAGCAGACCAGAGGAUUCGAAUGAGCGGGAAAGGCAUUUCCAGGGUUAACAGUUAUGGUUAUGGAGACCACUUCAUUCAUAUAAAGAUCAGGAUUCCUAAGAGGCUGACGGAUCGCCAGCGAGCCUUAAUGAUGAGCUGCGAGGAUGAGACGGAUGUGGAAGGGACAGUGAAUGGAGUCACAAAUACAUCUGCUGGUGGCAGGGCCAUGGAUAGCUCUGAAGCAGGCGAGGAUAGGCCUGAGGCUGAGGCGGGGGAGAACAAGGAGGGAUUCCUUACCAAACUUAAGAAAAUGUUUAGAUCCUGAUAUCUCACCUGAGGGAAACGUUCUACUGGAAACUAGGCAGUGGGAAGCCGCAGUAGAUCAUUCCUCCAUCCUGGGGGGGAGUCAUUCUGUCUUCUGGCUGUGAGCCUUGGAAAUGAAAGGAUGUCACUUAGCAGCAAACUUACUGCCAGCCAGCAACGCCAUGAACCACAGAGGCACCAACAAUCACCAGAUCAUGAGGAAUUAAUCGCCUUAGGAAAUGGUAACACAGGCAUCUAUAAAGGUUCUAGGUUUCCUAGUGCUGCGAGCUCAUUUGGAUCCUUCUGGCCCUAUUUACAGAAUUAAAACUUGCAUUAUAAUUUAGAGCUAAAUGUGGUGGAAAUUUUAAUGGUAAAAAUAAUUAAAAUUUUGUUUCCAGUGGAAAAUGAAACAGUUUGCUGUACUGAGCUUUCAGCUAGCUGGUGUCCCACUCAGCAUGCAAAUGUCUUGACAAGCCCAUCCACUCAGUCACCUUUCUUCAGUGCUAGAUCUGCUUGGUGCAUCCUUUUCUAGAAGGCUUGGUUUGUCAAAGGCCAUAAUCCUGUCUUUGAUGGUAAAAUCUGAUGAGAAGAGGACUUGGCUCUAGACUCAUGUAAUACAUUUUCUUAAAGAGGGAUAUCUCACUUCUGCUGAGAUUGAGUAACAGUGAAGGAGCAUAAUUGCAUAUGGCCCCCCAACAAGGUGUGAGGAUGGGCAUGGCUUUCCUUGUCGGGUUAGCCUCUCUUACAGACAACAUUGAUUAGAAUCUGUAUUUUGCAUCAACUCUUCCCUUCCUCUCUGCGGUUAACUACAGGUAGCAAAAGAAGGCGCAACAUUGCUGUUUCUAAAUCAGUACAGCUGUCUCACCAGCUCUUAUGAAAAGUGCUGGGGCUGUCAAUUGUUACAUUACAACUUUGUCCUGUUAGUCUUCAGAGAAAAGGGCUUAUAUAUGUUGAUGGUGAUACAAGCAAAUGUAAAUGAUCAGCCUCUAAGAAUCAUUGUUUUAUUUUAUAUAGGUGUAAAAAUACAAAUGAAUUAGUUUACACUCUACUGCUGGAAUUAAGCACUAGUGAAGAGUAUUUUUAUGGUUAUUGCAGCCUGCCUUUUAGUUGAAUACUUUACAACUACCAACAAGCCUAAGUGCUAGGAAUUGACCAGUUAAACAGGAUUUGUCUAGGUACAUCCCUUCUUAAGUUGCUAAAAUAAAGCACCUGUUGCCUCCUGAUUAUACUGUCUGUAAAGUGAUCUGUAUUGAUGUAUAUAAGAAGAUCUACUCAUAAAGAUAUUUAAAACCUGU